Molossus molossus (Pallas's mastiff bat) is the source of this 855-nucleotide messenger RNA. RefSeq names its product C4b-binding protein alpha chain-like. The record is from RefSeq and is a predicted model, not a curated record. The coding region runs from base 81 to 707 and encodes 208 amino acids. The transcript has 4 exons. Lineage: Eukaryota; Metazoa; Chordata; Mammalia; Chiroptera; Molossidae.
CAACCGAGAUCCUUGGCUUAGGCACCAUUUCAACUGUUACUUAGAGAACUUUUCUUCGUCUUGAUUCAAGGUGUCCAAGAAUGCUGAGCACCAGUGUGGCACCUCUGAGACCUUGCACCAUGCCUCCCAAGUUGCAGGGCAUUCUCCCACCCUUACACCUCCUUGGGGUCGUGGCCCUACUGCUGUGCUCUUCUGGCCUGUGUGACUCCUCUCUCACCAUUGAAGACUGCAGUGUGUCUCCUAGCAUUGUCCAUGGAUCCUAUCAUGACAUGAGUUCAUUUUUUUCCUUUACGACUGUGUUGUACUAUACAUGUGAUGAAGGAUAUAUUCUGGUUGGAGAGGCCAAAAUCACCUGCAGAAAUUCACAAUGGUCAUCUCCAGCUCCACAGUGUAAAGCUCUGUGUCUGAGACCAGAGGUAGAACAUGGAAAGCUGUCUGAGGAUAAAUAUCAGUAUGUUGAGCCUGAAAAUGUCACCAUCCAAUGUGACUCUGGCUAUGGUAUGGUCGGCUCUGAAAGUAUCACCUGCUCAGAAAACAGAACCUGGUAUCCAGAGGCGCCCAAGUGUGUGUGGGAAAUCCAUAAUGGCUGUGAGCAAGUACUAGAAGGCAGUAAACUCAUUCAGUGUCUCCCAGAGCCGGAGGACGUGAAAAUGGCCCUGGAGGUGUAUAAACUGUCUCUGGAGAUUAAACGACUCAAGGAAGAGUAAGACUCAAAGAGAAACACCAGUUAGAAACCAGUACAUCCAUUAACCCUCACUCAUUCUCCCCACCGAAUAAAGUAUUAGGUACAUUUUUUUUAUUAUUAUUAAUUGCUACUGAAGUACUAUUAUUUACUGAAAAAACUAAACAAACAAA